UGCCCUCUCCCGUCGGAUUCACUGCGAACCGCGCCGUACAUCAGCCCCGCCAGCGGUCCAACCAAGAGUAAGAUAUGGCAAUGUUGUCUCUUGAGUGUCUGCGAAAGCACCGGCUCCCGCUCCCUUCUGCCUGCUCACUCAGCCACUGCUCAGCCAACGAUGGCACCCAAGGUCCAAACGGCCGUGGUCCAAUCCAAGCAGUCCCCAACCGGGUCGGCGGUUCCGCUCGCCAUCUCGCGCUCGCAGCCGGUGCCCGAGCUGCCCACCCCUUACCAUGUCCUCGUACGCGUCCGCGCCGUAGGGCUGAACCCGACCGACUACAAGAUGAUUACCCACUUUUUUAUGGAGGGGAACACCAUCGGGUGUGACUUCUGCGGCAUCGUCGAGGUCGCAGGUCCCUCGGCGCUCUAUAAGCCCGGCACCCGGAUAUGUGGUGCUGACUUCCCUUACCGCCCCAACAACCCGUACAACGGCGCUUUCGCCGAGUACGCCGUGUGCGAUUCGCGUCUCGCCCUCGCUGUCCCGGAGGACUGGAGCGAUACGCGGGCAGCCGCGCUGGGCGCCAUCGGUUGGGGCACUGCGUGUCUGGCCAUAUCGCCCGAAGAUGCACUGGGCUUGCCGGGAAGACCGUCUCGGCCGGCUGAGAAGCCGCUUCCGGUCUUGGUGUACGGCGGAGCUACGGCCACGGGUAUCAUAGCCAUCCAGAUGUUGCGGCAAUCUGGAUACGCGCCCAUCGCCGUCUGCUCGCCCCAGUCCGCAGCCCAGGUCAUGAGCUACGGCGCGGUCGGCACGGCUUCAUACACGUCGCCCGCUGGCUGUCUGGAGGCGGUCAAGAAACUCGCCGGCGGCGUGCCCGUCAAGCACGCGCUGGACUGCAUCACCGACCCGGAGUCGGUGGCCACGUGCUUCGCAGCGCUGUCGAGGGUCGGCGGGCGCUAUGCCUGCCUCGAGGACUGCCCUCCGGCGUGGCGCACGCGGGCGUCGGUCCGCGUGAAGGUGGUGAUGGGCUUUGAAGCGCAGGGGGUCGAUGUCGAUCUCGGCCACCCGGUCUACUCGCGCAGCGCGAACAUGGACCUGCACGCGCUCGCGUCGGAAUGGCGCGCCGAGCUGCAGCCUCUGCUGGACAAGGGCGCCCUCACGACGCAACGCAUCCGCGAGUGCGGCGACGGGUUCGAGGCCGUCAUCCGCGCCGUCGAGGUGCUGCAGCGCGGGGAGGCAAGGGGGCAGAAGCUUGUUGUGAUUAUCUCGGCAGCAUGAUUGGCAUCGCCAGUUAAGCCAUUGAUUGGAAUCGAAAUGAAGCGUCUGCAUGUUUCUGGUUUCCAACUCGGUAGUGGUGUAAAGUGGAACCUCGAUGUGGAAUUGGCUUCUUCCAAAAGUGGAAGUUUGUGG
Chaetomium strumarium is the source of this 1389-nucleotide messenger RNA. RefSeq names its product chaperonin 10-like protein. Lineage: Eukaryota; Fungi; Ascomycota; Sordariomycetes; Sordariales; Chaetomiaceae. Bases 160 to 1257 code for a protein of 365 amino acids. The transcript is spliced from 2 exons. Gene Ontology annotation, molecular function: oxidoreductase activity, acting on NAD(P)H. The record is from RefSeq and is a predicted model, not a curated record.